Molecule: messenger RNA, 7298 nt
Organism: Galleria mellonella (greater wax moth)
Lineage: Eukaryota; Metazoa; Arthropoda; Insecta; Lepidoptera; Pyralidae
Product: repetitive organellar protein-like
Exons: 20
Coding region: 75-7058 (2327 amino acids)
Cellular component (GO): cytoskeleton
Source: RefSeq, a predicted model, not a curated record
AAUAACUUAUAUAUACAUGUAUACGCUUAGAAAAAAAUUACAUAACGGUAGUGAACAAGAUAGUUGGUGUAAAUAUGUCUUUUAUAACGAAGAGAGAGCGCGUUUUCAACGAAUAUGACCUUUUCGACUUACCAGCUAGAAACGAAGGGAAGUUGAAGGCUUACGCGUCAUGUACGGACGCGAGGGCGUGGUCUCACUUCUGUUCGGACAAGAGUGAGCACUUGGUGGAAAUUAUAAAGAGGAAUAACGACAAAUGCAGAACGAAGUAUGUGCCAACAGAUGUGAUUGUAGAUACGUUGAUGGUCGCCAAAAAUGCUGAGAUUGGCCGACUUAAACGUAGGAUAGAAGAAUUUGAACAAAUGUUAGCAGCGUACGAUCAGCUCGAACUCACGUGCGAACAGAAAUGUGAAAUAGCGAAUGCUCACGCGGCGAUAAAAGCAGCUAAUAAAGAAUUAGAUGAGUUGUACCUAGAUUUAGAUCUGUCUGGGUUCACAGAGGUAAAGUCAGACGCUUUUGAGACUGGCAAAUCGACGGGCGAUGAGGUAAUUAAAGAAAAUUUGUUUCAGGGCGACAAAUCUCGCGGUGACGAAUGGACGUUCGAGAAAGCACCAACUACAACAAUGGAGAGCAAAGGAAUCCAAAUGGGACUAGAACAUCCAUGCGAUGCGAGUACUUCUGUUACCGAUCCGAGAAUACAAGAAAUGCAGGACACUAUCAUUAGUAAGGAUGCCAAACUAAACGCUAUGCAAAACACUAUUGCCGUCAUGGAGAAUGACGUUUGCGAACCCUAUUGCAUCUACGCACACAUUUACACGGCUUUAGAAAAAAUAUUUGGCAUACUUUGCCAAAAUGACAAGUAUAAACUGUACCUAAAUUUGAUGACAGAUGGGAAAGAUAUCUCUUGUGUAGAUAUAAAGGGAAAAAUACUUUUUAAACUAAAAGUGCUUGAAAAAUUUUGUCUUGCACUCAUAGCACCUUGUUCCCAAGAAACCAAUUCUACAACUCAAGACUGUUCAUGCUAUCGUGCUGAAAUUGCAUUUGCAUUAAAAUCAGCGGAAUCCCAACAAUUGAGUCUAGACAAUAAAAGAGCACACCUCGUUGCAGAUAUUAUGGAAAAUGAAGAAAUGAAAGAAAUACUAAGUAAAGAAAAUUGUCCAGAAAAAAAUGACAAUGAACAAGUUGAUUAUUAUUUUGCUAUAGAUGAUUAUAAUAUAAACACGGAAAACUUGAAUAGGUUAAAAAACUUACAAGAAAAUUACAACGAUUUAAUGGCAUGCUAUGAGAGUUUAAAACAUGAAAGGAAUUUCUUGCAAAUGCGCUGUCAAAAGUAUGAAGAACUAGAAAUAGAUUAUGAAAAUUUAAAAGCUCAGCUAAAAGAAUAUAAUAAUUUAUGGAAUGAAAAAGAACGUUAUAGAAAACGGUCUGUAGACCUCGACUCAUUAAAGGAACAAUAUUUAACAUUAUCAGAUGAAACAUCAAACUUAGAAACACGGCUUAGAGCAGAGAAAGAAAUUAAUCGUAUAAAAGCUGAUACAAUUGAAAGACUACAAGCUGAAAAUAUUACUCUUGAAAAAAAAUUAAAUGAUUCUUUAAUUGCUUUUGAAAAAGAAAAAAACACUUUACAAUGUAAAUUAAAAGAGACAGAGUGCCAAGUAAUGUGUCAAGAACAACAAAUCAAGAGUUUGUCCGUUCAAGUAGAUAGACUUCUUGAACAAGACCAAGAGAAGACUCAUUCUCACGAGGUCGCAACGCAUUCGCUUUUAUUGAUGGACGAAAUAGAGUCUUUAAAAGAUCAAAUCCGGAAUCUAAAAGAAGCAUUGUUUUGCAAUGAAGAAGAAAAACAAAACUUACAAUUAGAAUUCCAAGAAAAACUAAAAACUAUCAACGAACUAAGAAUAGAUAUAGAUGACUGGAAAACUACGUAUGAAAAAAUGCUUCAACGUAAUGAAUAUAUGAAAAAUGAUUAUGAAGAUGAAAUAUUAAGAUUAAAAGAAGAAAAUGUAAUGUUAUCAGAAAACGUGAAACUAAAAGAUACAGAAACAAAUAAUUUAAUCAAUAUGAUAAGCAAUAAAUCUGAACAGAUAGAAAAACUUAUGGAAGAAAAUGAAUAUAAAAAUAAUAAGAAUAAGGAUUUGUUUAAACAACUUCAUGAAAUUCAAGAAAUGUAUGACAAUCAUGUACAGAAGAUUGAGAAUGAAAAAAAACAAGCUAUCGAAUCAUUAACAUUAGCAAAACAAGAAAGUCAAGAAUUAUUGGAUAAAGUAAAAGAUUAUAAUGAAAUUAUAAAUAAAGAACAUGAGAUAAAAAUAUCACUUGAAACUCAAACUAAAGAUUACAAGGAAAUGCAAGACAUAUUAUUUAACACAAUUGAAGAAAACAAAAGCUUACAAAGCGAUUUAAGGGAACAAAAAAGCAACAAUUCUGUUUUAAUUCAAGAAAUCAAAAGACUACGUGAAGAUAAUAUAGAUGCUGUUAAUAAUAUUAAUGCCUUAAAUAGCGAAAAUAAUCAAUACAAGACAUCAUUAGAAUUAACUAAAAAGAAAAGCGAACUACUAGAAACUAAUUUACGUGAAACAACAAAUAUACUUGAUAAUGCAAUGGAGUCGAUACAAUUAUCUAAAAGUGAAAAUCAAGAUUUAAAAGAUGAAUUAAUAAAACAGAAACAAAAAUUUGCUAAUAUACAAAGUUCUUAUGAUACUCUUUUGACUGAAAAAAAUAUGCUUCAAAAUGAUUUUAAUGUUAAAGUACAAGAAUAUAAUAAUAUACACAAUAAUCUGAAAAUUAAAAUAGAGUUUUUAGAAAAUAAUCAAAAAACAGUUACAGAUAAUAUAGCUGUAUUACAAAAUGAAAAUGCACAUACAACAGCAUCAUUAAAUGCUCUCAAAAAAGAAAAAUCGUUAUUAGCCAAGAAACUAAAAGAUAAUGAAGAAUUAAAAAACGAAUUAGAGGAACUAAAAGUAGCUCUCGAAGAAAUAACAAAGGAUAAAGACGAAUUAAAUAAAGAAUUACAGGAAAAAGAUAUACAAUUAACAGAGUUAAAAAAAAUAAAACAAGAAAAUAAUAACUUACAUAAAGAAAGUCAACAUUUAUUAACACAUAGUGAAGAUUUAGAAAAAUCUUUACUAAAUGCAAGAAAUCAGCUAGUUGAAAAAUCUAUGACUCCUCAAAAUUUGUACAAAACAGUUUAUAAAGAAAUCGAAGAAAUGAAAAGAGAAAAAUUAUUAAAUCACAACAGAAUCAGAGAGCUAUUAGAUAAAUUAGAUGAAUUGGAAAAUAUCAUAUCUACUCUUAAUGAAGAUAUUUCAGCUCGUGAUUACAAAAUUUCAAUUUUACAAAAUCACAUUAAUCAAUUAGAAGAGGAAAUUCGACAAUUACAUAAAAACAUAGCCGAAGCAGUUGAUACAGGAGAACAGAUAAGUAGCACAAGUUACGAGAAAAUUGAUCAGUCUCUUAAAAUAAUAGAAACCCAUCAUUCAAGAGCAACGCAUAACAUGAAAAUGGAAUUGGCUCAGUUACAAAAUGAAAAAUAUAUACUUGAAGAACAACUUUCAGCUUCGAAGUUAAAAACAGAGAAUUCAAUUCAUGACAAAAGUAAAUAUUUGUCCCAAAUAAGAAAUCUACAGAAUGAAAGAGACAUUAUAAUUACCGAUAUUAAACAACUGGAACUUAAAAGUGUAGGCGACAGUGCUUUAUCUCCAGAUAAGUGUGACAUCGAAGAUGUUUUAAUGUCACUAGAUCGAAUAAGUAAAAUUUUAGACGAAAAGAGUUCUAAAAGUAUUUCUUUGGAGCAAACAUUACUAAAAGUUCAAACGUCAUCACAAUUACUCUUAAGUGAGGCAAAAGAAAUUGUAGAGAAAGAAAAACAAAAAAUUAUAAAUGAAAAAGAAGAAGCUAUUCGAGACAGAAUCAAUAUGGAACAAAAAUUAGACGAAUUGAAAUGUCAGUUAGAAGAACAAAUUUCUAGUGAUAAAAAGAUUAUAUUAGAUCUGGAAGCUAAACUACUCAAUCAAAAACUUAUAACUGAUAAAAUAAAUAAAUCCACUCAGAAUUAUAUAUCCAAAUUAGAAGAGGAAAUCCAAUCUCUUCAAGAUUUAUAUCAAAAUUCAUUAGCGAAACUCAACGAAUUACAAGAAAAAGUACAGCAUUUAUCUGAAGAUAAAAUUACGAAUUUAGAAAAAAUAGACAAAAUUUAUUCUGAAUUGAAACAGAAAUGUAAAGAUAUUUCAGAAUUACAGAAAACUCUUGAAAUGAUAAAAAAUAAACAAAAUAUUAGCGUUGAAAUUCAGACUAGCUUGACAAAUAUUCAAAGAAGCAUCUCUUCUGAAACAGAUAGUGAUUUGCAAAAGAUUGAUUAUAAUAACUCUUUGCACGCCUCAGAAUUUUACAGUCGCAAUAUCAAUACAAAUAAAACAUUAAUUAACCAUUCGGACAAAAUAGAUGAUAAUAACAUUUCCAGUAUUAUUCUUGAAAAGAAACCAUAUCUUAAUGAAGUACAAAUAUUGGCUGCCAAUAUUGAACCUUCAUAUGAUUUUAUUAGAAAUAGUUAUUUAAAUUAUAAAAUUCAACAAUUAAGUAUAGGUCAUCUAGAACAGUACUCAUUUUCUAAUGAAGAAUUAUCUAACCAAACUAAUAAUGUGAAAAAUGAUUAUUCUCUUAUGAAUGAGAAAAAUGUACCUAAAAUAUAUGAAUGCCCGAAUUUUAUUGAUAUUUACAAUAAACAAUCCUUAUACACUAAUAACUCAUCUAAAACCUUAGAUGACCAAACAUAUAAUAAUAGUCCUCAGAAAUCCAACGCAUUUACUGAAUUAGAUUUUACAACUGACAGUUUUAAUACUGUUGGUAAUAGUAAAAAGUAUAAAAAUAGUACUAUUACGAAUUCUUCAUCAGGAAAAUCCACAGAUAAAGAUCUAUUUAUUAUUUACCAUGAUAAUGGAAAUAAUUACGAUAACUCAUUUUAUGACAAUAAGAAAACGUGGAAUAAUCAGUCUCAACAAAUAUUGGUUGAAUCUGUAACUGUUGCGCCUCAAAUAAUUAAUAAAUCUAAAAUUGGUAUUAACAAAUAUCAAAACCAGAAUCCACAUACAAAAGAAAAAUAUAUAUAUCUUAAAGGAGAAGAAAAUGAUAAUGAUAGUGUAAAGCCAAAACUUAGAAUUAAUUUGCCCUUUAUCGAUAUAGAUAAUCCAACUAUGUCUGAUAAUGACAAGAAAUCAUUAGAUUCGUACAAGGUGGCACUAUAUUCAACUCCAAAACAGGUAAUAAGUUUAGAUAGUAAUGUAAAUGAAAAUAUUAAUAAGCCAACUCAAGACAUUUUAUCUGUACCUACUACAUCCAAUGAAAGUCAUGAUGAUUCAAAUUGUUCAUUAGAAAUAUCGUUGCAUAAAAUUAAGGACUCGACUGAUAAAAAUAAUAAGAUGGCUAAUGCAUAUAAUCAUCUGCUUUCCAAAGAAUCUCACUAUAAACUUUCACGAGUUGGUGCCGAUGUAUUAUUAAUUAAAUCUAACAUUGACAAUAAGGAUUCAGUGGAUUAUAAAAAUAAUUAUAGCUUAAAAAAUAGUCCAAGGCAAUCAUUAGAGAAUUUUGGUCUGCAAUACAUAUUACAUAAAGUAAAGCAAGAAAUUAAUUCAGAACACAAUAUUCAAACGACAUUGAAAAUUAUACGAAAAAGUAAAAGCGACGAAGGAUUUAAUCAAUUAAAAUCACGUGAAAUAAGUGAAUCUAGUCCAUUAAAAUUAAGUCCUCUAAAACUGUCAUCUAUUGAAUAUAAAAUUACAUCAAAUCUGAGUACAAGCAAAUCUAGUAACGGUAGCAAAACGAAGUCAUUUGUAGAACGUAGUGUUAUGGCUAAAGUAGGAGAUUCAGAAAAUUAUGAAAGUAAAAUACAAUCUUUAACAAAAACGUUGGAUAAUAUUGAAAAAGACUAUAAGAAAAAAAUUGAAGUUAUUAAGAUACAUUAUGAUAGCAAUAUAAAGAAUAUAAUCAAUAAGCAUAAUCAAGGAGUAAAGAGUAUACAGAAUUUACAUGAAGAAACUCUACAGGAUAUAAUCACUAGACAUGAGAAUGAAGUAGAAAGCUUAAGAACUUUCAGUAUUGAAGCUUUGCGGAAAUCAGAUAAGCUUGAAAAAGAAAUUCAAAAGUUAAAGACGAAAAUUCAAGAUUCUUGUUACGAUACUGAGCCAAUAAAAAUAACGCCUCAUAAUAAUAAGAAGCGAAGACGAUCUCGAAUAGAUACUAAAACACUCACUAAAACUAAUGUAGAGGCUUUAAAUGUUAGACCGAAGUCACGAUUCCACGGACCCUGCACGUGUUCACUUGAUAUCAACAUAUCAGAUACCAUACGGAAUAUAUUUGAUCAAGUUGAUGUCGAACAAAGAAAAAUGGCUGAACAUUCUUAUAUGAAGUACAUUGCUAAUAAGAUAUUAAACAAUACUAUUGAGGCCUUGGACACUCAAGAGUUAUCAUUUUUGCAUUUAAAAGUGUGUCGCACUUGGAAAAUGAAAUUGAAUAAAGAGGAGGCCCUACAAAAGAGAAUAGACUCGUUAGAAAAUGAGCUGUUGAACAAACAACGCUUCGCCCAACAGCACAUUGCAGAAUUAGACCGUAAGGUCGCAGAAGAAAGACGCCAGCUACAAAAAGUGCGCGAGGCAGUUUGUCGGCCGGAUAUCAGUCCCGUGCAAGAUGCACAAAAUACGCCGCUUCCGCUACCACCGCCUCCGCUACCUACAGCUGCUGAGAAAGAUCUGAUGUGCAAAUGUAACACUGCAUCGUGCAGUGUAGAGCAGGCAAACAGAUGCAGUAAUGCCGGUACUUCAAAUUUAGAAGUAAUAGAGAGAAGGUCAGCUGGUGACCUCGUAAAAGGUCCCCUGAACUGUAGUCUUCGACCGAAACGUACCAAAAUUGAUUCGAACAGAGCAAUUGUAACCAAACUAGAUGCUGAUGGACGUUGUGAAAAAAAGUUUUAUAGUGAUGAAAUGCCAACUCGUUUAAGAAGACCUCAUGCAUCGCACGGCGCCGAUCGGCAAACUCUACAACGGACAUGCAAACGUAAUACCCGGACUUGACCUUACUAGAAUUUGGCAUUCCAAUGUAUGGAAGAUACAUGGAGUUUACAAUUGUAAUCAAAAUGGAACUGAAUAUCUUUUUUAAAAUCUAGACAUUUCUAGAAAUUUUUGUGAACAAAAUUUGAAAAAUAUCACAGUGUGGAUGUGCUGUAAAUGUUUUGUGUACUAAAUUGAAGAUUUUGAUUUAUUUUACAUAUAUGUUUUUGGUAAUUUAUAUCUGUAUUUUAUUUAUACACGUUA